AUGCGAACAAUCCUUGUGUUUGCGACACUAUGUUUGGCCAAAACAAAUGGUGAUAUCUUUAGCUCAACAGCUCAUCUCCAGAGUCUUAUGCAUCUUGAAAGACAUUUGGUUAGUGAAAUGAGUGACUAUUUGACUAAAAUGGAGGCAAAAUUAUAUGAGAUCAAGAGUUAUUUACAUGAGUUUGCGUACACUGCCGGUCGGGAGGAGUUUGCCGGCAAGUUUGCCACCGAUGAGAUCGUAGGAAAUCCCAUACAAGCGUUUCAAUUAGUUAAACGAUUGACAAUAAAUUGGAGAAGAAUUGAGAACAUUAUGGCAAAAGAAAAUCUCUGGAAUAAAAUUGAAGAGCUAACCGAUGUGUAUCAGUCAUUUAUGCCGAGUCAGGAGGACCUUCACGGGGCAGCCCUCGCACUCGUCAGACUUCAGGAUACCUAUAAUCUAAAUAUGACUGACUUAGCCAAAGGCCAGAUCUUAGGCUAUCAAACAAACGUUGAGAUGACGGCCCGGGACUGCCUUUAUUUGGGAAAACAUUCCUUUAAUAAUGGAUAUUACGGUCAUUCAAUUGAGUGGUUUGAGGAGGCGCUCAUUAGAGCUCAUCGGGAGGACAACCGGACGGCAUCGGUAGAGGAAAUUAUGCCGUUUUAUAAUAUGGCCGUUGAAAUUACUGACCAAAAUUAUACGGAUUAUUUCAAUGAAAACCGGAUAAAAGGUGCCACCAAAUUGAAGAUAGUUGAGGGCGAGUCAGAUGAUUAUCACAACUACCAGGCUUUAUGUCGCGGAGAAAAUCUUAAAACGGCUAAAGAGGAAAAAAAUUUAAAAUGCUAUUUAACAAAUAAAGGAAAUCCAUUACUCAUACUACAGCCCAUCAAAGUGGAAGUGUUUAACGAAAAUCCAUUAGUAGUUAUGUUUCACGAUUUGAUGACUGAAUAUGAGAUGCAAACUUAUAAAGAUUUGGCAAUUCCUAUGUUGACUCGAGCCAGAGUUCAAACAGAGAAUCACGACGACGAAGUAUCAAAAGUGAGAACCAGUCAGACGGCUUGGUUUUCGCCACAAAGUCAUAAAAUGGUCGCUAAUCUUAACCAUAGAGUCGAAGCCGUCACCGGUCUAUCAGUAGAUAUGGAUAAAAGUCACUGUGAAUUAGUGCAAAUUGCCAAUUAUGGUAUGGGUGGCCACUAUGUGCCUCACUAUGACUAUCUAAUAGUCGACCGACCAGAAGAUCAAAGACAUCUGGCGCCAGCCCGUGAAGUGGCAGCCGGUGACCGGACAGCAACUCUUAUGUUUUAUUUAUCAGAUGUUAUCAAAGGUGGUUCGACUGUAUUUCCUCGAUUGGGUACUAAAGUUACACCAGAAAAAGGUGCUGCAGUUUUCUGGUAUAACCUCUACAGAAAUGGUGAGGGCAUUGAAGACACAGUACACGGGGCCUGUCCUGUACUGAUGGGUGAAAAAUGGGUUGCUAACUAUUGGAUCAGAGAAAUAGGACAGACUUUCAACAGACGGUGCUCUUUAAAUCCAAAUGAAUGA
Molecule: messenger RNA, 1518 nt
Organism: Oppia nitens
Lineage: Eukaryota; Metazoa; Arthropoda; Arachnida; Sarcoptiformes; Oppiidae
Product: prolyl 4-hydroxylase subunit alpha-1-like
Exons: 10
Coding region: 1-1518 (505 amino acids)
Biological process (GO): peptidyl-proline hydroxylation to 4-hydroxy-L-proline
Cellular component (GO): endoplasmic reticulum
Molecular function (GO): iron ion binding; protein binding; procollagen-proline 4-dioxygenase activity
Source: RefSeq, a predicted model, not a curated record